Molecule: messenger RNA, 12265 nt
Organism: Ornithodoros turicata
Lineage: Eukaryota; Metazoa; Arthropoda; Arachnida; Ixodida; Argasidae
Product: hemocytin-like
Exons: 66
Coding region: 105-12059 (3984 amino acids)
Cellular component (GO): extracellular matrix
Molecular function (GO): protein binding
Source: RefSeq, a predicted model, not a curated record
UGGCUGCCUUUUCAGGACGCGCAGCAGGUGGAGUCGAGGAACGAAGGAACAUUUAGCGGCGUCCACAUACCAGUAUGAAAUCGUCGUGAACAGACAUAAAUGCAAUGAUGCGAACCUCUUGGUGCCUCGUAGCCUUGUUCCUGGUUGGGAUGAGCGCGGAUGCCAAGAAACCCAGAAUGUUCAGAAAAACGUCGAAAGGAGGAUAUAGUGAAAUAAGUGAAACAUGCGAAACACCUUGUCUUAAUGGAGGUAGGUGCUACAAGGAACGCUGUGUCUGCCCUCCUGGGUACCGUGGAAACGCUUGCCAGCACAGUGUUUCGCUCUGUGACCCAUUAAGAGCUUUAAACUUUAAGGGUGAGUCAACGUGUAACCACACAGUGCGGGCUUCUACCUGCAUACUGAAAUGCGGGCGAGGAUUCCGAUACUCUGCACUCCCCCUGGCUGAUGUAUACACAUGUUCGGUUUCUGGGGAGUGGUCACCGUCCGAACUUCCACAAUGCACAAAGGAUCACAGACACCAUAGGAGUCAUCGUUUGAAGCACACUAGUGGCACGUGUGUAGUAUGGGGCUUGGGCCACUUCCGCACCUUUGACGGCUCUCUGUUCAGCUUCCGAAGUCGGUGUCGCCACUUGCUAACACAUGACUGCAAGGGGGACGUCUUCAGCGUUCACGUUGACGACCAUAGCUGCGACAAGAAGACUUGCCUGCGUACCCUCGAGGUCUACGUUGAAGGACAAAAGUAUGGCUUCACUGUGGAACCCACUCCCAGAGUCCUGUUAGAGAACACGUCUGUGGCGAUACCGACAACACUCGAGGGGUUACGAGUUCAGUACAUCGCCGGAAAAGUCCUGGUUUCCAGCGACCUGGGCUUCUCGAUUAUGUGGAACGGCGCAGACCUGGUGCAGGUCUCAGCGAAGGAUGAACUGAAAGGAAGUCUGUGCGGCCUGUGCGGCCAGUACGACGGAGACCCAACCAACGAUUUCGUCAAUAAGCAUGGCAGACAGGUCACCUCAAGGACAGCCUUUAUCGAUAGUUGGAAGAUGGAUGAUCUGGGAGACGAAUGCGAGGACAUAUUUUACGACCCGUCCAAGCAGCAUCGGAGCGAGGAGAUUGUAAUAGAAGCUCGUCGGCUAUGCUCAAAAGUGGAGAGAGUCGACUUUGAAGGCUGCCACGAGCUGGUAGAUCCGAGACCUUACGAACACAUCUGCUUGGACGACUACGGAGCAUGCUCCAAGAGUAAUUCUUCCUGCUCGUGUGAUUCCCUGGCUGAAUACUUCCGGGAGUGCCAGCGCUUAGGAGGAAAAAUGGAGCGCACAUGGAGGAACGCCGAGUUCUGUGCCCCUCAAUGUCCUGAUGGUAUGGUGUACAGCCAGUGCGGUGCAUCCUGUCCAAGGACCUGCAGGGAUCCAGAGCCAACGUGCAAAAACAGCGAGUGCGUUGACGGGUGUCACUGUCCGCCGGGUACUUACUUGCACAACGGCACGUGCCUCACAAAAGAAGAGUGUCCCUGUCUAUUACACGGAGAAGAGUACAGUACCGGUGCAAGGGUGGAACAGGAGUGCAACGCAUGCGAGUGCAAAGCAGGUGAAUGGCAGUGCACGGAUGUGCAGUGUCCCUCUCGCUGCACCGCGCACGGUGGCCCCUUGUACUCCACGUUCGAUGAAAAGCCGUACGAGUUCACUGGAAGAUGCCCCUACUACUUGAUCAAGUCACCAAACUUCACAGUCGUCCAGGAGACGGGUCAUUGCCCAGGGGGCCUUACACCAGAGGGUUCGCAUGGAAGACUUCGCAACUGCUUCAAGGUUAUUACGGUGACAACGGGAGACGACGUUGUGGUGUUGAAACGUGGAGAGGUUCUCGUGAACAACGACGAUGUCAUGCUGCCGUUCUUUAACGGACGGUUGACUGCCUAUUCCGCAACCUCGGAGUUUAUCAAAGUCAAGUUCGCAAAUGGAGUCGUCAUGCUCUGGGACAGGCAGUCAAGACUUUACAUAGACAGUCCUCCGGAGCAGUCUGGCCAGUUCAAAGGUCUUUGUGGUACAAAUAAUCUGAACCAAAAGGACGACUUUGGAACGGAAGCAGGUGACGUGGAAGUAGAAGUGGCGUCGUUUACAAACAAAUGGAAAGCAAACGAGGACUGCCUGGAACCAGACGACACGAAUGAUCACCCUUGUGGCCUCGUUCCACAGAGGGUGCCUGAAGCAAAGAGACUUUGUGGAAGCAUCUAUGAAGAUGUGUUCAAACGUUGCCACAGCGUCGUGGACCCCGAGCCUUACUACAAGAUGUGUCUUUACCGUACGUGUACUUGCGAAGCGGAGCUCAAGUCGUGCAUCUGCCCAGCAUUUGCCGAGUACGGAGCUGAAUGCGCCAGAAAGGGUCAAGGAGUAAACUGGCGCCAGCGCUUUCCUGUCUGCAGUCAAAGCUGUCCCAAGGACCAGCUCUGGAGCCAAUGCAAUCGACAGAGAAAUUGCUACGAAGUGUCAAGGGGACUUUCUUCAGAAGCAUGCGUUGAAGGUUGCGCAUGCGCGUUGGGAUACCUAAAGGACGGCAUUUGUGUCUUAAAAGAAGAGUGCCCCUGUUUCCACAGAAACAAGGAGAUACCUCCUGGUGGAUUUCUAAGAAAAAGAGGCGAACUCUGUGAAUGUGGUGAUGGAAAAUGGCAGUGCUUCGACGGCGAUUCACCCCUCACACCUGGUGUGAACACAUCGCUUGCUCUUCACGGUAUCGCCCGUACGAUUACAUGUUCGGACGAAGACAAUGUGGAAUAUACUCCGUGUCUUGAGAGCUGUCCACAGACCUGCGAUAACAUCAACAGUGUUCCAACGUGUGACACAGUAGACUGCAAACCGGGAUGCAGGUGCAAAGCUGGCUAUGUUCUGGACACCGACGUCGGAAGAUGUAUACCGGAAAGCAGCUGCGGUUGCAAGCAUGGCGGCAGAAAAUAUGAAGUGGGCUCCGUAAUCAGGAGAGACUGUAACAAAUGUACUUGCCGGAAGGGUUACUGGGAUUGCCAAGAAAAAAAAUGCCCUGGCGUGUGCACCGUGUGGGGCGAGUCGCACUUCAACACAUUCGAUGGUCGCAUAUUUGACUUCCGUGGCGAUUGCGAGUACAUGCUAGCCAAGGGCAGACAGAGCGACACAUCCAGGUUCGAAGUGACUGUUCAGAACGUUCCUUGCACAUCUGGUGACACUGUCUGCAGACGCAUUGCCAAAGUGGUUCUCGGCGACGAGGUGGUGACUCUAGGACAUGCGAAGACACUGCCAUCUGUAAGGCACGGAGCUAACUACGCUAUCAGGGAAACGCCCUUACAGGUUACGGUGUUCAGUCAACCGUUUGGUAUAAUCGUCGAAUGGGACAAAGGGACUCGAUUAUCUGUGCAAGUUCAACCCUCCUGGGCAGGCAAGGUCAAGGGCCUUUGCGGAAACUACAACGAGAAUCAGAUGGACGACUUCCAGACUCCCUCGGGCGGAAUCUCUGAGGGUGACGUUCGAAACUUCGGUGACAGCUGGAAGGUACAAGAGUUCUGUCCUGCUACUCGAGAAGUGACCGACUCCUGCCAGCAACACCCUCAUCGUAUGACAUGGGCAGUUCAGAAGUGCGAAGUCCUUAGGUCGGAACUAUUCGAGCCGUGCCAUUCAGCCGUUGCCAUCGAGCCAUAUUACCAGAGAUGCGUGCAAGAUGUAUGCAACUGUGAUUCAGGCGGGGAUUGUGAGUGCCUGUGCACCAACGUCGCAGCCUACGCGCAUGAAUGUAGUGCCCAGGGCGUUCCGAUCAAGUGGCGAUCUCAGGAGCUGUGUCCCAUUCAGUGCAACGGAGAGUGUUCCGAAUACGACGCCUGUGUUCCUGCAUGCCCGCCUAAGACAUGCGAGAUGCUCGCCGCAUCAUCUCAAGUCAAAGAAAUCUGCGACGAAGAGACGUGCUUUGAGGGUUGCCUUCCCAAGCCGUGUCCUACCGGAAUGGUGUACAACAACGAACGUGAGCUUAAAUGCGUCCCCGUAUCCCAAUGUAAGGUGCCUUGCAAGGAAAUCUACGGGGCGGUAUACUACGAAGGGGACCGGAUAACUGACGAGAGGGUUGCCGAGCCUUGCGAAUCAUGCUAUUGUCAGCAAAACAGCAUCGUGUGUACUGGUCACCCAUGUCCGACUGCACCACCAGCGUUUGUAGAAGAAUGUACUCAGACCGGCUGGACACCUUGGCACAGCGCUCUGGCUAAGGCAUCCGGCCAGUUCGCCUUACUUGGAGACGCCGCAUUCGCUGAAUGGUACGGCCAUUACUGCGGAAAAGAAAGCAUCGCCGAGAUCGAGUGCCGAGUUCAGGAAACUGAACAGUCCGCGUCUGAAAGUGGGCAGAAAGUGACCUGCGAACUGCCUCGUGGGCUGGCAUGUUAUAACAGAGACCAGGUCGACGGAGGCUGUUUAGGAUAUCAAGUCAGACUGUUCUGCAAUUGUGCAGUAGUCACCGAACCUGUGACGUACCCAUCUCCGACAACAACUGCUGCUCCAGUCACAAGAGAGGUCACUCCGACGGAAGACAGGUCCAGGGAUGGUGGCUUCACCGCAGAGCCUUCCACAGAGCCUCCCGAACUGCACGCCCCAACUCUUCCUGCGCGUGGUCUCUGCACGCCAGGGUGGACGGAGUUCUUCAAUUUGGACAACCCUGCAACUGGAGAAGGAGACUUAGAAACAAUGGAAAACAUUAGAAAAUCCCACGACCUGUGCUCCGACGACCUGUUGGCCGCUGCGGAUUGUCAGGCUGUCGUCGAUGGGCAGCUCACAGAUUAUACGAAAACGGGAGACAUUGGUGUCAAGUGCUCCAAGAAAGCAGGACUGGUGUGCGUCAAUUGGCUGCAGCCGAGAGGCAGGACGUGCCAUGAUUACGCGAUACGAUUUUACUGCACAUGUGAUCUGGAGAGACCUGAUGUACCACCCGUACCACCAGUGGAAGAAGAAGCGCAGCCCACAAAAGUUCCAGCGAUCCCAACGGAAGGAAUCCCAGAGGACAUGACACUCCCAGCGACUCAUGCGUGUACCCCAGGCUGGUCAUCGUUUUUCGACAGCGACGUUCCGUCCACAGGAGCAGGGGAUUUUGAGAUAUUGGAGAACAUGCAAGACUUGCCCUGCCGUCCCGCACAAGUGGAGGACAUUGAGUGCAAAGCUGUUUCCCAAGAAACAGGAGACCUUCUGGACUGGACAGAAACGGGUGAUGCAGUCACUUGCUCUGUAGAGAAGGGACUGACCUGCUUUAACCAAGAUCAGGGCUCGGAAAGACAAUGCCACAAUUACAAAGUCAGGGUGAAGUGCUCUUGUGUUCCUCCAGGUGAAGUAAGUAGAGCACUGCCAACUACAAGCUCUCCUCUGCCGAAGCCAACACGCCACGCGGCACCACCUGGCCCUCCAGAAGAACCACAUGGUACUUGCCGUUGGACCGGGUGGCUGGAUGCGGACAGCCCUAAUGACAGUCCGACUGACAUGGGAGACUUCGAAACGCUAAAGCUGUUGAAGGAUGUCUACGGCGUCUGCGAUGGCGACGACAUCCACGACAUCCAGUGUCGAGUCAAAGGCACUGGAGAGGACUGGAAAUCAUCGGGCCAGAGCUCACUGUCGUGCGACACUCGCCAAGGGUUCCGCUGUUACAACAAGUUCCAGAUCGAAAAGUGCCUCAACUACGAAGUCAGAUUGCUCUGCAACUGUGAACCUGAAGAUCAAGAGCGUAUUCCGGUUCUUCCUCCACUACGCCCCACUGAGGGUAUACCGGAAACAGUUCCUGCGGAAGAGACGACAACGGUGCCCACCACUGUUGAACCCAGAGAGCAAACAGGGGCAGCAGCUUCAACCGGACACACAGCCGCCACACCUGUAACAGCAACUGAAUUCGUAGGCACGGCCACAACAGUUGUGGUACCAGAAGAGCUCACGCAUCCGUUCGUAGUUUCCGAGACGAGUGAACCCCCUUCCGUGGUCUCCGAAAGUUUAACGCAAACGGCAUUGGGGACCACACCUGUCUAUGGUACUUCGGAACGGGCAGAAGGACCUACGCAAUCACCUCCUCUUUCCGAAACAACCGAGCCUUCGUCUUUGGCUUCUGAAAGCGCCACAGAAGCAGAGGGAAGCACCCACAUUUAUAUCGUGCCAGAGUUAUCAACGCACAUAGCUGUGGAAGCUGAAACGACGGAGAGUCACUUCGUAGUACCCGAAGAGGGUACGGGACCACCGAGUACUACUCCCGUGUAUGUUGCUUCUGGCACAUGGCAUCCACCUGGAACCUCUGGAACGACAGAACAUCAAUUCGUCACGCCAGAGUGGGAAACAUCAGCAAACGAAACGACACCGCACACUGUAAUCUCUGAAGAACCUGUACCACCAGUUGCUGUUUCAACCACAGUGAUACCAGAGAUCGUUCGAGAGAUCACCGAUGAAGGUUCAGAGACAACGGCGCCGAUAGAGCCAGCUGCGGGCAGGACUGUUCCGAUACCUGUUCCUACAGAGGGUCCAGGCAGUACCAUAAGACCUUUCACAGAAAAUCCAACUACACAGGCAGAGCGGGUGACAACUCAGGAACAAAUAACGACACUUGUGCCCGAGGGUCCGCACGUUGUUCCAGUGACGGAGGCCCCACGUUGCCCUCCAGGUCAGGUCUACAGCGACUGCGCGUACCGAUGUGACCAAACAUGCACCGCGUUCCUGCGCCUUCUGAUCCAAGAGACAAAGUGUGGAGCAAAUACUCCUGACUGCAUCCCCGGAUGCAGACCGGACAUCUAUUGCGAACCACCGCUAGUGUGGCACGACUACUCUACGUGCAUAUCAGUUUCGGAGUGCAGCUGUGUCCUACGGGAUAAAAUGCUUGGGCCCUACCAGGUUGUAACCUCCGGCUGUGAGCGUUGCAUGUGCGUCAAGAAUGUCGUUAGGUGCGAAGGGAUCCCAGGAUGUAAAGGUAGACCUCCUGGCGGGUCGCAAGUCACUGGUGCACAUGACGUUACGCCGCCAGUUAUAGCUGAAACGGUGCCCAUAACCACGUCGCCGGCGCCCACGGAAAGUUGCGCUUCGGGAUGGAGCGAGUGGUUCAACACGCAUUCUCCAGACGAGUAUGGCGACGUGGAGUCCCUGGAAGGAAUCCGCACGUCUGGGCAUCAUCUCUGCGCCAACCAUUUCAUCUCGAGCGUGCAGUGCAGACCGGCGUCGGACGACGAACAGGGAGAUGAGGACGAAUACAUUGUGUGCGACGUUCACAAGGGAAUGAUAUGCGAGAACGCUGCUAUGCCAUCUGGACGUUGUCGCGACUACGCCGUCAGGUUCCAUUGUGAUUGCCCCGAAGGUGGUACAGAAAUUGUUGUGACACCAGAACCAGUUCCAUCGCAAGAGCCAUACACCGAAGUGUAUGUGCCCUCACCAACAACGUUGCCGGAAGAAGUUGGAAGAGAAGAUGUUACGGAACCGACAUCAGAAGAGCCAGAGGAGCAACCCACGGUUCCGCCAACGCCUCAACCGCGGCCAGCUGUGAGAGCCCCAUGCACGAAAUAUGUAUACUUUGUUAAUGGACCCUCACCGCUCCCUGCAAGUCGUCUGACGGCUUCCAGCAGUGCAAGCGUCUCAUCGAAUCCCGACAAAGGACGACUUGGAUCGCAAACGACGAGCGAUUCCUUGGGUGCCUGGAUUCCACGGCGUCAAGGGCGGGGAGAAUUUGUUCAGGCCGAUCUAGGAGGAGUUCGAUUGGUGUACGGCGUCGUAACACAAGGACGAGAACGAACGGAGCAAAGAGUGACACGAUACCGGGUGCUCGUGAGCGAAGACGGAGAGUCCCUCUUCUACUUGCACGGCGACGAUGGUCAACCAAAGGAACUGGUCGGGAACCACGACGCCACUGGUGUGAUGCGACAGCUCUUCUUACGCCCAGUGAAAGCCCGUUACGUCCGCAUCGAACCUACAGCCUGGAACGAGAUUAUUGCCCUUCGUUUUGACAUCCUUGGAUGUCUUGAUGGCCCCACGCUCUCUCCACCGCUAGAACAGGAACCAACUGCACCCGCAAACGAGUCCACCACUGUACUGUGCCCGGAACUACCGGACAUCCUUUACGAACACUGUCCCGAAUGUCCAUCUGAUACACGCUGCGACGGUGCGUCCUGUAUUCCUGCAGUGGACUGUCCUUGCUUCCAGGACAGCCAGUUGUUCGGCACAAACCAGAUGAUACAAACAUCAACCUGUGACGUCUGCGUUUGCACACUCUAUGGCCACUCGGAAUGCUCCAAGAAACAGUGUUCGUGCUCCAGGGGACAGCGCCCAGGUCUGGACCAAAGCUGCAAAUGCAAGUGCGAGUACUGUCCAAUGGGCCAGAUGCUCUGCCCGACGUCGCAAGAGUGCAUCGACGAGACCAAGUGGUGCAACGGCGUUAAAGACUGUCCUGACGACGAAGUCAAUUGCCCUGCAGUCCCUCCAGCAAUGCCACCGUGCCCUAAAAAUGAAAAGCCUUCAUGCUCUCCCGGACACUACGCCAAGAUGGUGCGCAAGAGCAGGUGUCCAGAAUACACCUGCGUACCCGAAGGCAAAGAAGACGUCUGCUUCCUUUUAAUGAACGCUGGGACUUGCACUGUGGCUGGAAACACAUUCAGGACAUUCGACGGCAGAGAAUUUCGCUACGAAAUAUGUAACAACGUGCUCUUGCAAGAGAAAGAACAGAUGCGGUUCUCUGUAACCGCGCAUAAACAGUGCACUAACACUGGCAUCUGCAGUAGAUCGGUGUCCAUCAAGAAUGACCAAGUAUUCGUGAAGCUUGGUCCCACAUUAAAUGACAUAUCGGUCAAUGGCAUAAUCGUGGACGCCAGCAAUCUGGGAGCGCUGAACAAGCGUCUGAAGAGCAUACACUUGUCCCGCAACGGGAAAAGGCUCCUCUUCAGGUCCCUCGAGCACAACUUCCAAGUUGCCCUCGAUGACCUCCAGAACGUCCAGAUUGGGUUGUCCGAGUGCCUCACGGACAGAACGAAUGGAAUGUGCGGAACUUUCAACUACGAUGCAUCGGAUGACUUCAAAGCCCCGGAUGAUCGGUUGUUACAAACAGGGAGAGCAUUUGGUGACAGUUGGGCUACAGCAUCGUCAAGAUGCCUCCGUUUCGAGUGUUCGGAGGAAGCCCGCCACCACGCUCACGCUGCGUGCAGGAAGCUCAAAGAGCAUCCCCUGAGUGCAUGUUUUGAGUCGGGCGGGAUAUCUACAGCGACAGAAGUUUGCCAGGACUACGUGUGCGAAUGUAUCGCUCGCAACGGUGUCCAGAAUGCUAAACAGUGCUCGUGUCAGGCCAUCGAAGGAUUCGCCGCGACCUGCGAUCCGGAAACACGAGAAACUAUUUCAUCGGACUGGAGGCUAGCUCUCGGGUGUUCCCCUGAUUGCCCCGCUGGAAUGGAGUGGCGGGACUGUGGACCUGCGUGUGAAAAGACAUGCGAUAAUAUGCACGAGACCGAGAAGGAGUGCCCGGAAGAUUGUGUCGCUGGAUGCUUCUGUCCUCCAGGGCAGGUUCGUCGUGGGAACGACUGCGUGCCUCCAAACCUGUGCCACGACUGUGUAUGCAGGGGACACGGCGACCCGAACUACAUCACGUUCGAUGGCCGAUACUACGAUUUCCAAGGCAGUUGCGACUACGUCCUAGCGUCACACGUAUCGAGGGAUGACAACCUCCAAUUCCAAGUAGUCGGGCUCAACGUUGAAUGUCCGGAAGAACCGAGGACCACGUGUACGAACGGGAUUGUUGUGAGCUACAAGAAUCAUUACGUGAGGGUAGAAAGAGGACGAGGGAUAAAAAUCGACGAAACUGAACUACAAGACCGUGAUUUGGUUGUCACCAGACACAACUUCAACAUCAGUCGGGUACCCGGACAAAGCGCUACCAUCUUCGUGCCCCCUAUAGACUUAGUCGUGCGCUAUUUCGAACUCAACUACGGCUUCAGUAUAGAGUUGCCCUCUUUCCUUUACUUCAACAAGACUGAAGGCUUAUGCGGAGUCUGUAACUUCGACCCUUCUGACGACUUCCUUCCGCGUAACGGUCCUGUGACCCAGGACGUGAAAAGCUUUGCCUACAGCUGGCUCGUGGACGGAACACCAGAGAAUUGCCAGGUCAAGGCGCCGCAGAAGCGUCACGUGCAACCCGAAAUCUGCAAGUUUGAGGGCAAUGCCUGCGACAUUUAUGUGGAUCCCGACCUCUACCAAAAAUCCUGCCUCAACGAUGCCGGUUAUACUCGGAAUCUCAGCGCAUCUAUAUGUCGUUCCAAGCUUCAGUAUGCUGAGCACUGCUGUUCGGAUGGCGGCGUUUCUGUUCAUGAGUGGCUGAAACAAUCCGGAUGUGCUUCUACCUGUCCGAUGAAUAUGGAAUUCCGCUGCGACUCUGGUUGCGUCAAAACUUGCGAAAAUUACAAGGAUGCCGGCAAGGCGCUGUGUCCUCUAACGCCUACAUAUGGGUGCUUCUGCAAGCAGGGUUACGUACUCAAGGAAGGAAAGUGUGUGAAGCCCAGAGACUGCGAGGCUUGUGACCAGGAGGGUCAUCUGGUUGGAGACACUUGGAGCACCGGACCUUGUGAUUUUUGCGAGUGCAGUGAAAAGCUUCAAGUGCGGUGCACCAGAACACAAUGUCCACCGGAACCAGUUUGCAGGAAUGACGAACAGCUGCGCCGGUAUCCCCACAAGAGUGGCACUUGCUGCGACGACUACAAGUGUGAACUCAAGCCACGCCAUCACUGCCGGCAAACUGAGCCAGCUAAAUGCGACCCAGGGGCUGUCUCGAAGGUUCAGAUAGAUAAGAACGGAUGCCCGUCUUACGUGUGUGCAUGCGACGUUGAACAGUGUCCGGAUUUGCAAUGGCCGACGGACUUGGCCCCGGGACUGGAGCCUUUCAUUGAAACUAGUGGUUGCUGCAAGAAAGUGUCUGUACGAUGCAAUAUCCAGAAGUGCCCCGAACUUCGCAGCUGCCCUCCUGAGAUGGAGCUCAAGAACCGACCUGGAGUGUGUUGCACAACUUACCAGUGUGUACCGAAGAAUAAAUGUGCGUACAUGCAUCAGUACAAGGUGGAACGAGGAAUGCAAGUUUUGCUGCAUCCCGAUAACCAAUAUCUUCGGAUGUACCCUGCGGGGUCGUCUUGGACAGACGGAUUGUGCUCCAACUGCACGUGCAUGGAGCACCUUGGCCAGUUCCAGCACAGCUGCAAGGUGAAGGUGUGCCCCAGCCUCCAACGGGAUAGUGAGGAUUACGACUACGUGGUGGACCCAACAGGACUGCCCGGAGAGUGCUGCGUGAGAGAGAAACGGGCGGCUUGUAAGGGAGGCGGGAGCGUCCGCCCGAUCGGCACCGUUUGGCAAAACCCGGGGGAAGAGAAGUGCCGCAGCUACAGCUGCGUUCAGAACCCGACCACGGGCGAGGCGGAGAAGAUCGUCAUCCAGCAGAUCUGCAAUAACACCUGCGCACGGGGAGAAAAGUUCGUCCCACCGCAACCCGGUUCCGGCGAGUGCUGCGGGAAGUGUCUGAGACAGUUCUGCGAAGAAAAUGGCAAGGUCUAUGAGGUCGGCGGUACGUGGCGUUCUCAACAUCGCCGCUGCUUCAACGCCGUGUGCAGUCUCGGAAGCGAUGGUGGUGCUCGUCCACAAUACACAUCUAUUCCCUGUCCCGCACUUUCAAAAGAUUGUCCACCGAACGACAUUGUCCUGGAUGACGAAGGAUGUUGCAAGACGUGCAGGACACCCCCAAAAGCCUGCAGAGCGGAACCAGUUCCGCCGGACGAAUCCACCCGGAUCUUCACUAACUUCAGUCUGGAUCACGGCAACUGUGAAAACCAGAUGCCAAUUCCAGGCAUGAUGGCCUGUAAAGGGCUGUGCGAAUCAAGCUCGGAAUACAAUCAAGUGACGAAAGACUUCGUAGGCCAAUGCGGUUGCUGCCGGGUGACGAAGUUCGCGAUGAGCAAAGUGACUUUGCGCUGCGACGACGAAUCGGAAAUGGUUAUGGAGUACAAGAAUCCCAAGGAAUGUAGCUGCACAAAAUGUGGUGAAGAUCCAGACAUAAUUCUGGAAGAGCCCGACCCACAGUACGUGUAGGAAGUCACCCCGAAGUGGUUUCGGCAAAGUUACCCCCCCCCCCCCCCCACCCACUUUCAUUCGGAAUGCUAUAUAGGUAUAGCAUUGCAUCAAAACUCAUAGCUGCUGGCAUGCACAUCAUAGUAGAGCAAUGCCGGUGUCAUCGAAUCAUCUCAAUCUGGUGUACAAUGUUUUGCACAAUAAAUAGCUACCGCGCUUUCCUUUUA